AUGUCGCCUCUGCCUCUCGUGGCCGUCCUCCUCCUCUGCCUCCUCUCCCCGCACCCGCACGAUGCCGCUGGCUCGCCCGACCCAACCCCAACCCCAUGGCCGCUGCAGUUCCACGCGACGCUCCUCAUGGACUACCACGGCAACCUCUCCCUCGACGACCUCUGGUACGACUGGCCGGGCGGGCUGAACCUGCAAGCCAUCCGCUACCAGCUCGCCGCCGACGCGCCCUACUACAACGCCGAGUGGAACAAUGGCACCUCCUUCUUCUACACCCCGGCGCGCCGCGCGUGCCGCUCCGUCCAGGUGCGCGUCGGCAUCCUCAGGCCCGACUGGCUCGUCCCCGGCGCCGCCUACCUCGGCCGCGUCCCCGUCGGCGGGUUCGACUGCUACGUCUGGAGCAAGGGCGACUUCAUCACCUAUUACGAGGAUGUGGCCACGGGGCGCCCCGUCAAAUGGGUCUUCUACACCGGCCGUACUGCGUAUGUGAUGAGCUUCGAUCCAGGGGCAGUGCUGGAGGACGUCGAACGGCAGACGCCUGCCUACUGUUUCACCGACAACGAUGCCCUUGUCUCUGAACCUGAGAUGCAUGACGAUGGGAGCUUCAUCCCCAAGAGCAGAAUGCUGAGAGGGGGUUAA
Lolium rigidum is the source of this 636-nucleotide messenger RNA. RefSeq lists its product as uncharacterized. NCBI's taxonomy places the organism in Eukaryota, Viridiplantae, Streptophyta, Magnoliopsida, Poales, Poaceae. Bases 1 to 636 code for a protein of 211 amino acids. The record is from RefSeq and is a predicted model, not a curated record. The transcript is spliced from 2 exons.